Molecule: messenger RNA, 6011 nt
Organism: Homalodisca vitripennis (glassy-winged sharpshooter)
Lineage: Eukaryota; Metazoa; Arthropoda; Insecta; Hemiptera; Cicadellidae
Gene: qvr
Product: protein quiver
Exons: 3
Coding region: 2174-2620 (148 amino acids)
Biological process (GO): regulation of synaptic transmission, cholinergic; positive regulation of voltage-gated potassium channel activity; sleep
Source: RefSeq, a predicted model, not a curated record
UUCUGUUGAGGUUUUCUGCAAUAUUCUGCUGUCAGUGAAUACCCUAUUAGUCUUGUGUUUGACAAUGUCUCUUGUCUGUCCGUGUUAUGUCACAAUUACUAGGUCAGGUUUCAAGAUGUUGAGGUAGGUGUUCAGGCACUUGAUUUUAUUGGCAAUUCUGUCUAUGUUUUGAUGUAGGAUAAUAAGGGAUCUAUGUUUUAUCUUCUCAGGCACAUGGCUAUGUUGUAUAGUGUUGUUUAGAAAUUGAUUCCUGGUUUUUUCUGAUGCUCUAAAAAAGAAACAUGAUUUUGCUCUUUGGGAGGAAUAUCGGACUGGUGAACAUCUGCUUGUACCUUGAUUUGUUGACCACGUGUAAGUGGAGAUGGUAGAUGCAUGAGAGGCUGAGCAUAGGUGGUGAACAUGGGUUCAGUAUUUAGCUGUUGAAAGAGUUGUUAUGUUCAAUAUAAAAAUGUAUUUGAUUAGUGUAAAAUUCUUCUAGACUCCAAUCCUCAGCUUUUUUUAGCAUUCAUUGGAGGUCCUUGCAUUAAUUUUUCCCUGAUUUCAGUUAAGUUAGCAAGUUGUUACCCUGGGUUAUUUGAUUUAUUAGUAGCUUUUACAACUUGCAGAGAGACACUGAACUUAUUUCUCUUUGCCUUCUUCACUGUAUCAGAAUGGAAAGAGUGCUUAUUACUUUUACGGGUUUGUUUUUUGUCCCUGAAGGUGUGAUCAGUUUUUUAUUGCAGGUUUGUCUAGUUCCUAAUGUCAAGAGAGAGUUUAAUUCUGUUCAAGUUGUCAAUUUAUGACUCAGUUUUUGAAUACAGGUUUGAAUGUCUUCUGAAGUCAUAGUUUGGCCUAGUACUGUCAUUGGCGUGGCCAGAUUGUUGUUUUUUUGUUGCAACCUGUCGGAUUGUCUGAUUUCUGAAGUCAGUGAUGAGCUUUGUUCUACUUAAGGUGUAGUCAUUGAAUGGUUCGAAUUUUUGACCGCAGGUUUUACUGACUCCUGGGUAGUAGUUUGGUUUGGUUCAGUCAUAGGUAUGGCGAAGGUGUUGCUUUAUCUUUGAUUAUUUUGUCUUAGCAAUGAACUCUUUGUGAUCUACUUUUGUUUUAAUUUUAGACAUUCCCAACAGGAGAGCAACGUGAUUACUCUCAAUUACUGGGGUAACUUCCUCUGGGGAAGAAGUCUGUGAGUCAGAGUCUUAAAAAGUUAUGGCCAGCAUUUCAUAGCUUUUAAUUUUUUUUCAGCCGUGACAUACCUUUCUCGAGUUCUCUUAUUCUCAUUUCAUAGUCAUCUACAAGUUGAUCUAAUUUUAAAUCAUUCUCCUCAUAGAUUCUCUGAGCUUCUAGCCAUAGGUGCUUCUCUUUAUUAUGUUGGGCUUUGAGGUCUGCAUUUAAUUGUAAUACAUUUUCUAUCUUACUCAUGUAUUUACUUUUGUCAACAUCUAUUUCUUCCAAUUUCCCCUCCAUACAAAUUAGUUGGGUUUUAGUUUCAAUGCCUCCAUCUUCAAAUGCUCAUUCUCCACCAUCAAUGCUAAUCCAAUUUUGGCGGCCAUUUGUAGUUCAUCUUCUCGGCUGUUGGGGUUGUCUAGAAUAUUAUUUUCAAUAAUACACUUUUCAAAUUCCUGAAUUUUAUUUAAACUAUUAAUUGCUAUAUGGUCAACUAUAUCUUGGUUAGGUAGGUAUGUUUGUUUGAUUUAUUGCUCUAAGGUUUUUGAUUAAUUAUGGUUGGUGACAUAUUGCAGUUCACUGAUUUGGUAUUUGUCUCUGUAGUGGGUAAACUUCGUUUGUAAUUAAUGUGUUAAGUGUGACAAGUAUCAAUAACAAUCUAUGUAGUUUAGUUUGUUGUAUUUCCUUACAAGUUUGAAGCAAGUGGUUGAUAGUGAAAAUCAGUACCUAUGAACUGAUAUGGAAGUAGCAUUAUACCAGUACAAAUUACAUGUAACUGAAAUAUCUGAGAUAUUACUAAUUCUAAAUGCAGAAGACACCGGUAAUUCAGUGAUACAAAUAAUCAUACAGCUUUUCUUAUUCUAUACUGUUAAGUUAAUUAGUAAUAUAAACUUAACCAGUUCAAUCUUCUCCACACUAUCUUUAACAUAAAAAUUAAAAAUAAAUCUAGAUUUUCAAUUUAACUAACACUGUUCAUUUUUUUAUAUUGCAACUGCUAACAUUUCUAAGACUAAGAUACUUAUGUAACUAAAUGAUGGUUAUUAUUGAAAUCAUUUAUUGUUUCAGCAAAACCUGUUUGUUUUCAGUUGUUGUGCUCGCAACACUAGCGUUUACAGAUGCGGACUUAUGUUUUCCUACACGCUCAAUCUACUGCUACGAAUGCGACAGCUGGAAGGAUCCUCGGUGCAAGGAUCCAUUCAACUACACGGCACUACCACGAGACCAACCGCCUCUCAUGACCUGCAAUGGUUGCUGUGUUAAGAUGGUUCGCAACUCUAGAUCACCCUAUGAAAGUGUACGCAGGACAUGCACCUCCCAGUUACAGAUAAACUUAUUCAUGGUGGACCAUGUUUGCAUGAUGGAAAGUACAGGAACGGGCCAUAUGUGUUUCUGUGAGGAAGACAUGUGCAAUUCCAGUUCCCACCUCUCCCCACUCCUUGCUCAGUUACUGGUUUGCAUGAUUCCUCUUGUCAGAUAGAGCUUUCUACCCCGCAUGUUAUUGGCUCAAAUAUUUCUUCGAAACAGAUUGCUUUAACCAAUAACAAGAGGAUUGCCCAGUUAUUAAAUAAUUCAGGAUUGGUUUUCUGAAACAUUCUUGAAAUGCAAUAAUAUUUGUUAUCACAUCUGUAGUAUAAGAAACUAAACAUAGAUACUAACCAAUUAAUUUUGUGUUUAAACAGCAGAGCAAUCGUGAGAAGAAUUAGUUUUAAAAAUUUUAUAGUUUUUAUCCAUAUCGUAGGUUAACAUGUUUUAUUUUUUUAUUUUGUGUUUAUACCAGCAUGAGUUUGAUGUUUUAGACUGCAUCUGUAUUAUGUUAAUUCAAUAACGGUGCUGUAAACACGUAUAAGAUACUCAUGUUCCCAAUGAAAUUUGCUACACGUUUAACUCUCAUAAAGUGACUGCAAGGAAAACACAAGUAUACUCCUAUAGACAUCUAGGAAUAUUCCUGUUUUAUAUGAAGUUAUAUAAAUUCAAUAUUGGAAAUAAUUCAUUAAGAGCAAAACUAAUUUAAUCACUAAUAAGAAAAAUUAUGUAGCUGAUGUAGUAUUUUAUUUUAGACGCUUGUUUUAUCAUUAUUGUAAUUGAUUGCAGCUGAUUGUGCCUUGAUUUUUUGCAGGUACAAGGCCAUAUAAUAUGACACGAUAUAGAUUUGUGGCUUUAACGGCAGAUGUGUACGACUGUAGCUCUCGCAUGUUGUUCAGUAGCAACUGAAUGUGCUACUGAGGCACAAGUAGACUUUUCAAUGGCUGAAUGUAACCUAACAGGUAGUUUGUAGAGUUGUGUUAACCAUUUUAAAAGAACAAACCAUGUUUUCAGCAAACAAGCAAAUUUUCAUAUUUUGUUGUGAUCACUCAUUACUUCUAUGUUUCAGAUCUACAUCUGCUGAGAUAUAAAUUAGGAUAUUUUCAAACACAAAAAGAGAAAUUAAAUUUUUAUUGAUUAUGAUUAUUCCGCUCUCUUGCUACUAGAUCUUAUUUUCUGUCCCCUUGGAUCCGUCUUUCCAUCCUGUUCACUGGCUUCCCAGGUGCCUUCCAGCUCUCAUUUUGUGUUCAUGUUGUGUUUUGGUUGUUCGCUCUGAUGUAAUUUAUUCAUAGUCAUCCAUAACAUUUCCGUUUUACUUCUUAUUGAGCUACUUUACCUUGUUGUGUGUGUCUUAGUACAAAUAUGUGUUAGUAAGUAAAUUGAAAACAUACUACCUCAGUUACUUAGGAUAAAAUUAAGAAUAUUAGGACUACUAAUAAUUUACUUGCCAGUGUUUCUUGUAUAAGGAUUCAAAAUUAAGAUAGAUUUUAUAUAUUUUUUUAGAUGACAUAACGCACAUGCGAGUUGGAUUCAUUGUAGAUUACCAUAUACCACAAUUCCUUCAGACGCAACCAAAGCAAAGGCUUCCAACCCCGCGUUUUGUACCAGUUCUCUCUAAUGUACAUCUCACUAUGAUUGUGUCCAAGUUUGAGUAUCUUGCAACUAAAAAUCGUUGUAGCUUUCAUCACAAAUAUAAUAAGGUAAUGAUACACACGAUUUUGGUUAUGUGAUUCUACAAUUUUUUUGUGUUUCAUGCUAUUAUCAAUAGUAUGAAACACAAAAAGAGAUUUGGUUUUUUAUUACGUCUGUGUUUAUUCAUUUCAAUUCAUUCGUAAUCAAUGAACUUUGAAUGAAACAAUCUACAUGUAUUGAAUUUUCUUCUUAUUGGUACAAAUCUGAUCUUUACUAUUUUGUUUUAAAAUAUAUCAAGCCUUUUGGUCCCUUCAAUAAUUCUUUGUGACUGAGUUAAUCAAGAUGUAGUGUGUGCUCAUCUCAUUUGCAUUCCUUUCAAACCUUUCUUAGUUGUUUAAAUCUUGGUCGCCUCCUUUCUGGCACAAACUUUGUUUUCUGUGAUUGUUUUAUAUUUACUACCUCCACCAGUUGCUCAGUACUUUAUGACCUUGAACUUCCAUAUGUUUACAACUCACUUUCUUUUGUGGAUGAUCUUGCAAAAGAAAAUAUAAUAUAAGAUUCUAAUGGGGACAGAAAAAUUGAAUGUAUCUUAGUGAGAGAGCGGAAAGAGAUAUGUGUUUAGUUUGUUACGAAUAGUUUACUUGCCCUUGAAAAUCUGAAAUAUGUUUAUUGGUUUAUUCUCCAUUACAUGUUUCACUACAUGUUGCAGCAUAAUUAUACGGUCAUAUUCACAUUACAUGAGUGUCACUGUCUAUCACUAUUACACGUAGCAGCACAGCACAAGGGUGAUGUCCCGUACUACGAAGAGUUAGCACUGCACGGCUGGUCGAGGAGUUGCCUCAGUCUUUUGUAUGUAUUUCCCCGGUGUUGUUAUUUUUGUGGAGUAGCCGAAUCGUUUAGUUUUUAAAUCCACAAUUGUUUUGGCUGUUUUAAAUAAGAUUGAGUUUCUAAAUUCUUCUUUUACGUUCCAAGGGCUAUUGUAUCCAUUGUUCUGUACAUGUUUAUGUAUUUAAAAGCUAUCAUGUGAUUUAGCCUGUUGUUCAUUAUUUUUAGUGUUGUAUGAGAAAUAUGGACAUUUGAUUUUGUGGGUGAAAGCAACAUUCAAUGACUGCCAUGUGAAUACUCUGUAUUGAAACAUGUCACAGAGAAAAAAAAACAUAAAAUAUCUUCCAGACCUUCAAAGGCAAGUAAACUAAUCAGAUAUUUUUAAAGAAAUAUGGACACUAUUAACCUCCAUAUAAUUGAUACUGAUAAUUUAAUGUGGCUAUACCAACUUUAUAAUUUCAGAUUUUUUACUGGAUUUCAAUUAUUCAUCCAACAAAUUAUAGUUAAUGAUAUUUUAAGAUCUAUAACAUUUAUUAAAUUGCUCAAAAUUCGUAAUUUUAAGUACAGCUUCCUCUGCAGGAGAUGGUAUAAUAACUACACGUCUGGUAGUGUGGUAAUCUUCAGUUCAUAAAACCAGUACUAUCAUAAUCAUUUUUCAAAAACUGCAUGUUAAUACUUAUUUCAGUAUUUUAAUCAAUAAAGGCGCUUAAAAUUAUUAUUUUUUGUUAAACACAUACAAAAUGUGUGUAAUCCACUUGAAGCUACAAGAGAUUCUGACUUUUUGGAUAUAGCAGAAGAAUGUGUGUGUACCAAUAUCAUGCACUAAAUAGUAAUUACAAAAACUUAAUCAUUCAGUUUGUUUUGCCUAAAAGGUUAAUUUCAUAACUAUGAACUCUAAACAAAGUCAUAAAGGUGUUCUUGUAACUGAAAUAUGAAUAAAUGUACUGAACUGCUAGAUUUUCUUUAAGAACCACAACAUUUAAUUACAGUAGAGUCCCGUUAAUCCGACCUAAUUGGGACCGAGCCCUAUUCGGAUUAUGUGAUUGUUCGGAUUAGCCAGAAUUACAGAAAAAUACGGUUUUAAACUUGAGAAUUGGUAUAUUUUGUUA